Messenger RNA from Thamnophis elegans (Western terrestrial garter snake), 2815 nucleotides. RefSeq names its product nuclear transcription factor Y subunit gamma (gene NFYC). The transcript has 10 exons. The coding region runs from base 80 to 1126 and encodes 348 amino acids. Lineage: Eukaryota; Metazoa; Chordata; Lepidosauria; Squamata; Natricidae. Gene Ontology annotation, biological process: regulation of DNA-templated transcription. Gene Ontology annotation, molecular function: DNA-binding transcription activator activity, RNA polymerase II-specific; DNA binding; protein heterodimerization activity. Gene Ontology annotation, cellular component: CCAAT-binding factor complex; nucleus. The record is from RefSeq and is a predicted model, not a curated record.
CCCCCCCUUGCAUAAAAUCAGGGUCGAAAAAUCUGGAACUCUUCUCCCAUCUACUUUCCAGUAAUUUAUCUUUUUUGAAAUGCACAGCAGCUUUUGUGGAAGGCUAAAGAAAUUUACCAUAAUGUCCACGGAUGGGGGUUUUGCAGGAGGAAACAGUGAUGCACAGCAGUGUCUUCAGUCUUUCUGGCCUCGGGUCAUGGAUGAGAUUCGAAACCUAACAGUGAAAGAUUUCAGAGUUCAAGAGCUACCAUUGGCACGCAUUAAGAAGAUCAUGAAACUAGAUGAAGAUGUGAAGAUGAUCAGUGCAGAAGCUCCUGUUCUGUUCGCCAAGGCUGCUCAGAUAUUCAUCACGGAGUUGACACUACGAGCUUGGAUACAUACAGAAGACAACAAACGUAGGACUUUGCAGAGAAAUGAUAUUGCUAUGGCCAUCACGAAGUUUGAUCAGUUCGACUUUCUCAUUGACAUCGUUCCAAGGGAUGAACUUAAACCUCCAAAACGGCAGGAGGAGGUCCGCCAGGCUGUGACUCCAGCAGAACCCGUCCAGUACUACUUCACUCUGGCCCAGCAGCCAGCAGCUGUCCAGGUCCAGGGCCAGCAGACGGGCCAGCAGACAACCACAUCCACCGCCACAAUCCAGCCCGGGCAGAUUAUCAUCGCCCAGCCUCAGCAAGGGCAGACCACUCCUGUGACCAUGCAGGUGGGAGAAGGGCAACAGGUGCAGAUCGUUCAGGCCCAGCCACAGGGGCAAACCCAGCCGGCACAAAGUGGGACCGGGCCAACUAUGCAGGUCAUGCAGCAAAUCAUCACCAACACAGGCGAAAUCCAGCAGAUACCGGUCCAACUUAAUGCCGGCCAGCUGCAGUAUAUCCGCUUAGCUCAGCCUGUGUCUGGGACUCAGGUGGUCCAGGGCCAGAUCCAGACGCUCGCAGCCAACACGCAGCAGAUUGCGCAGACAGACGUUCAACAGGGGCAGCAGCAGUUCAGCCAGUUUACCGAUGGACAGCAACUCUACCAGAUCCAACAAGUGACUAUGCCUGCCGGUCAAGAUAUCACCCAACCCAUGUUCAUCCAGUCCACGAAUCAGACAACAGAUGGACAGGCACCACAGGUCACGGGAGACUGAUCAGCUCCAGCCAGAAGCUUUCCGCAUGUGGCAGAAUUCAUAGUGACUUGAUUGUGUUCCCACGGAUCAAGUCCAGAAGCAGCCUUUAACUAGUCCAUUCCCUCCCUCCCAUGUGUCUUCAUUGAUAGAAAGAUGUCAAGGCUUGUGAUCAGCAUUACAUCAACUGCUUUUGUUGGCUGGGAGUAGAGGAUGCCACAGGAACUGACUACAAUGCAAUAUAUGCAUUUUCUUUUUAUAUGUCUGGGAUUUUUUCUUUGCCUUCUCUCUUCUCCCGUCCAUUACAUUUGAAAUCAAAAAAAUCUUUAUCCUGUUUCAUCCCUGAUUGCGCAUAUCACAUUAUCAUUAAAUCUGAAAGUGUGUUAGUAUGUACAUGUGUAUAUACAGUGUGUGUGUGUGUGUGUGUGUGUGUGUGUGUGUGUGUGUAUAAGAGAGAAUGGGUCGAGGGAUUCCUCUUUUUUUUUAAUGUCCCAAAUCCAGGUGCUGCUAACUGCAGCUCCCAAGUAUGAAAAUAAACAGGAAACACCCAGCUUUUCCUUUAUGAACCUAUUUUCUAAAGGCAUUAAAUUUGGCCUCAAACUAUUUUGGAAUGACUAAAGGGAUUUGGACAUGCAAAUGCAAUGUAUUGGGUAAUGUUAUAAAAUUCAGCCAAUGCAUGUUUUUAAAAAACGCAUGAAAUGCAAUAAACCUUUUUUUUUCUAUAAUAUUCUAUACUCUGUGUCUUUCUCACCUCAGCUCAUCAGCUGAUCCUGAUCCAGAACAGGUUCUGCUUUGCCAGAUUUAGACUUGCCAAAAUGCUUCAGAAUCUGCCUAAAUCCUAUGGAAUCUAUUUUAGGUUGAUGCUAAAGAAGCUUAGAUCAAUCCAUUGGCCAAUGGGUAAACUCCAAUCUCAUUUUUAUUCCCUAUUCCUAUCUUUGGGCCCCCAGAAAGCUGCCAGAAGGCAAGAACAGUUAAGACAGAAAGGAUGACUGAGGAGUAAGGCUUGGGGGUGAUUGGCCCCUCCCAUAGGACAUGAAGGAGGAGCAAAGACACGUGAGCCUUUGCAGGAAGCAACUUGGUUCAUACUGGUCAGUUUGCCUUCUGAAGCUCCACUUUGACUCUCUGCUCCAUGUAGCCUUGCCAAGGUUAAGGUUAAGGUCAGUUAAGUCUUUGGCAGCGUUUCAAGGAAGAUAAAGGUGGGUGCUUAUCAGCCUUAUCCCUCGGCAGCUUACUAUAGGACUCUACAACUAUUUGGAACAUUACGGACUGUGAAUGAACAUAAUUCACAGCCUUUGAAAUAAAAAGAGGGUUUUUGGGACUAAGCAUGUGCUUUUUACUGUAUCAGGAAGCCUCGGUGAGAACAGUUCUCCCUGUGGCCUUCACUUGAGGGAACACUAAGAGUGGAAGAAAGGGAGAGGAAUUUCCUAUGCUGACAUGUUUUUUUUUUUUUUUGCAGGCAUCCAGUAUGUCUUGAGGGAGCUACUUCAAGAGUACAGGGAAAUGUGCUUGGUAGUCAGUUGCUGCACUUGAAUAACCUUGAAAGCUACAGGAUAUGGCCUGCUGUUCACAUUUUCCGUAUCCCAACAAAUUAAGAGGGGCAAAACAAGGAGGCAAUUCGUGAUUAGCUCCAGUCAUCGCAUUGUGAUUUUGGUUCAGACUUAGCAUGGGAACUCAGCCAGCUGUCCCUUGUAAAUAAAUUGUGGUUAAGCUCAA